Messenger RNA from Scatophagus argus, 3330 nucleotides. It is a transcript of the gene chst6, whose product is annotated as carbohydrate sulfotransferase 6. Gene Ontology annotation, cellular component: Golgi membrane. Gene Ontology annotation, biological process: sulfur compound metabolic process; carbohydrate metabolic process; N-acetylglucosamine metabolic process. Gene Ontology annotation, molecular function: N-acetylglucosamine 6-O-sulfotransferase activity. Lineage: Eukaryota; Metazoa; Chordata; Actinopteri; Scatophagidae. The transcript has 2 exons. The coding region runs from base 368 to 1579 and encodes 403 amino acids. The record is from RefSeq and is a predicted model, not a curated record.
AUCUCGGGCCACCAGCCCCCGCCCAGCCCAGCAGUGCCUCGGGUGGGAUUGAACGUUCAACAUAUACACUGGACUCCGCCCCGUGCCGCGGGCUGCAGCCAGGUACACAUGAGCCCGAACCAGUUAGCUCAGCAGAGCCCCUGGCCACGUCUCAAAACACCGCUUUGUACACAACCGUGGGACUAGCUGCUGCUGGCCGAGGACAGACACAGGGAGGGGAGGAGAGGAGAGGAGAGGACCGCGGGACGGAGAGCACUGCGUCCGCAGAAAACCAAACUGAAGCAGAGGCAACAGGCAGCUCCGCAGAAGAACAAAAAGAGAAGUGUCCUCAUCAAGCACCAGUGACUAAAGGUGAUCCACAGCCAUCAUGCUCCGCUGCAGAAUCAAUGGCAGCACCAUGAUUUUCGUAUUGAUCCUGCAAGGGACAACAGUGAUGCUGCUCUGUGGUUGGUACUUGCAGCUCAGCCCCUGCACCUCCACCCCCUCCGAUGGCAAAGUUCAUGUUCUGCUGCUGUCAUCCUGGCGAUCAGGCUCGUCUUUCCUGGGUCAGGUGUUCAGUCAGCAUCCAUCUGUUUUCUAUCUUAUGGAGCCUGGAUGGCACAUAUGGAACAAACUACCAAAAUCCAGUAUGAGAUUGCUCCGAAUUGUUACGAGAGAUUUAUUUCGGAGCAUAUUCCUUUGUGACUUCUCUGCAAUAGAGGCUUGUCUGCCAGAAAACCACAAUGUUUCUGAUUUGUUUAUGUGGAGUCAAAGUCGAGCUCUGUGCUCACCUCCAGCCUGUUCUCUCACGCCACAAAAUGAGCUCAGCGACCAAAGUCAGUGUUCCAAGAAAUGUGAUACUAAAGGCCUGCAGAAGGUGAAGGAUGCCUGUGUUACCUACAGUCAUGUGGUGUUAAAAGCAGUGCGAUUUUUUGAGCUGGAAUCUUUAUACCCGCUCUUGCAGGACCCAAGCUUAGAUUUCCGCAUCAUCCAUCUGGUCCGAGACCCCCGGGCUGUGGUGCGGUCUAGAGAGCGGUCAGCCAAUGCAUUUGUAAAUGAUGAUGCCAUCCUCUUGGAUUAUAAAAAGAUACCAGCAGCUGAAGUGCAGUAUCAAGUCAUACAGGAGAUCUGCCGUAGCCAUGUGCGCAUCAAUGAGAGAGCCAUCCUGAAGCCCCCUCCAUUUCUCAAAGGCCGCUACAAAAUGGUCCGCUAUGAGGACUUGGUGCGCAACCCACUUGAGGAGAUAAAAAGCAUAUAUGAGUUUGUAGGUUUGCAGAUGACCAGUAAGUUGGGGGAAUGGAUCUACAAGGUGACCCAUGGAAAAGGCAGAGGCUCCAGGGUAGAGGCCUUCGAAAUCACUUCACGAGAUGCUGCUGAUGUCUCCCAGGCUUGGCGUACCACGCUGCCCUACAGCAAGGUUAAACGUAUCCAGGAUGUGUGUAGGGGGGCAAUGUCAUUGCUGGGGUACAGGAAUGUUAACAGUGAAAAAGAGCAGAAGAAACUUGAUAUAGAUUUACUUGCGCCACAGGAGCCAUAUAAGUUCACCUGGUUACCAGCUAAAACAGAUUAUCCAAGUCAGAACAAGACAAAACAUGAAUGACGAAGACAUUAAUACUAAAAGACUACACUGGACUGGAUUAGGGUAUAAAUUCUUUAUAGGCUUUCCUGUCUGUUUUAAGUUGCUUUUUAAUAAUUAUUUAAUUCCAUGCUGUCCACCAUGAGGAUUUGCUUGCAGUUUGUUUUCAACAAAUGUGUAAUAAUUAAUAUAAUAAGACAAAGGAGGAGAACAAUCUGUCAUCCUGUAGGGUGUGUUUUUUUAUUUUUGUGCAUUCUGAAAAAUACACGGCUCAACUGAGAAUUGAAUUUUUGUUAUAUAAAAUUGAUAAAUUUGGAUUUCAUUUCAUAUUUAUAUUGUUUACAUUCGUACAAAAGCAGAAGGUAUGAGUUUUGAGAGCCACACUUAAACUGGAUAAUAGAUAAUAAUUUUAUCUCUACUGUAUAAUAUUCUUGUCAAUGGUUAUGUAUUGUAUUAACCAUAGAUUUUCAUUUGUGGUGAAGCUUUUAAUAACACUGAUGCAUUUCUUUCUUUUUGUGUGGGCGUCUUUAAAAUGGAGUGCUUUUAUUUUAUUAACCAUCCAACUUUUUAGUUUCUUUCAGCAGCAUGUUGUAUAUUCUGCCAGUCAAAUACUUCUUUUUUCCCGUUCUAAACAGAAUGCCUUAAAGGGUUCUGCCACCAAAUCAUAGAGUGAUUUAAAAUUUUCAUGAAUCCAGUUUUUUAACUGUAAGUGACUUUAACUCUAAAUGAUGUAACCCCAUUAUGCAUAAUUAGAUCUGAAAUAUGAUUAAUACCCCUUGUGCUCCAAGAGUCCCAGUUUAGCUCUACAUAUUUAUGCUGUGGCUGGAGACAUUAUGUUUUCUAGUUUUCGAUUUGUACGUCCCAUUCUUGUGAACUCGAUAUCUCAGGAACACUUUGGGGGAAUUUCGUCAAAUCUGGCAAAAUUCGAAAUAUGUGUGUUCCCAGGGUUACUAAAUUGCACUCCUAAUUUUUGUUUUUAUCGUUGUCUCAUGAUUUUAAUGUACUAUUUAUAACAAAUAAUAAUAAUAAAAUUAGAUACUUUUAUAUUGUAAGCAGAUAUGUACAUAGGUUGUGAGACGUGUUUGUUUCCAGUACUUAUCCAGGGUUCUUCAGCUGUGUUGUUAGUUAUACGGUCUGUAAAAAAUAUUGUAAAGCAUAAUAAUAGAUAAUAAUUAUAAUUUGAUAAUAAUUUGAUUAUUAAAGACAUUUGUCUGUUGUUGCAUUUUGAAGAAGAGUUUUAUCUGUGCUUUAUGAGACCAAACAAAAUAGUUGAGUAAAGGAGUAGGUCACGUUAAAAAUAGUUCAUAAAGGAUUAAGGAAACCACAUCAUUUUAAGCUGAUUUAUCCAUUAAUUUGACUGGCAAGCAUCGUGGUUUUUUCUAUUGAAAAUUCCUUAAGUUUUGUGGAAAGGUUGAAGAUCCUUCAAUAGUUAGUACCCAUUCAGCUUUUUCACUGUUCAUCUUAUAGCCUGAUAUUUUGAAGAAAUCCUCUAUGAUCUUCGUUGCCUUUGGGAGAUGUGUGUUAGUAUUAGUUCAAUAUAACAUCAAAUCAUCAGACAAACUCAGUUUGCAUCCUUGCAUUCAUUUUAUUUACGUUUAUGCCCCUGACUCCUCUGUUUGUUUAAUUUUGAACCAAACAUUCCACUGCCAACACAACAAAGUUGUCUUUGUUAUAUUACUUUUAAGGGCGGGUGCUUCCAAUACCAAAAACAUGCACAUUAGGUUAAUUGGCUACUCUUAAUUGCCCCUAGGUGUGAGUGUGUGGUUGUCUGUCUU